AUGCGUCCUGAGCAGGGAGGCGGGGCCGCGCAGGCUCAGUGAGCGGCGGCAGCGGCGGCGGUGGAGGUGGUAGCGGCAGCAGCUGUCUGGGGGUUCCAGGAAGAUGGUGCUGAUUAAGGAAUUCCGUGUGGUUUUGCCCUGUUCUGUUCAGGAGUAUCAGGUUGGGCAGCUGUACUCGGUUGCAGAAGCUAGUAAGAAUGAGACUGGUGGUGGAGAAGGAAUUGAAGUCUUAAAGAAUGAACCUUAUGAGCAGGAUGGAGAGAAAGGACAGUAUACACACAAAAUUUAUCACCUAAAGAGCAAAGUUCCUGGAUUCGUCAGAUUGAUUGCUCCCGAGGGCUCCCUGGUAUUUCACGAGAAAGCCUGGAAUGCGUAUCCCUACUGUAGAACAAUUGUAACGAAUGAAUAUAUGAAAGAUGAUUUCUUCAUUAAAAUCGAAACAUGGCACAAACCAGACUUGGGAACAUUAGAAAAUGUACACGGUUUAGAUCCCAACACGUGGAAAACUGUUGAAAUUGUCCAUAUAGAUAUUGCAGAUCGAAGUCAAGUUGAACCAGCAGACUACAAAGCGGACGAAGACCCAGCAUUGUUCCAGUCCGCCAAGACCAAGCGAGGCCCUCUGGGACCCAACUGGAAGAAGGAGCUGGCAAACAACCCCGACUGCCCUCAGAUGUGUGCCUAUAAGCUGGUGACCAUCAAGUUCAAGUGGUGGGGGCUGCAGAGCAAAGUAGAAAACUUCAUCCAGAAGCAAGAAAAAAGGAUAUUUACAAACUUUCAUCGCCAGCUUUUCUGUUGGAUUGACAAGUGGAUUGAUCUGACGAUGGAAGAUAUUAGGCGAAUGGAAGAUGAGACCCAGAAAGAAUUAGAAACAAUGCGUAAGAAGGGUUCCGUCCGAGGCACGUCGGCUGCUGAUGUCUAGAUGAGUCCCCUGUAGGGUCAGAGACAAUAUCACACUGUUUACGUAACCAAGGUCAAGUGAGGGGCACAAGUGCGGCCAGUGAUGAGUGAAGAAGAAUCUGACCAGGAUCUCACAGUGUUGGCGUUUCCCAGCCACGUGCUUGUGACUGUGUGCUCACAUGCACAGCUUCCCAACCACGUGUAUAUAUAUGUUUGUGUGUGUAUGUCUGUAGCUGUAUAUAAAACGCAUGUAGAGCUACAGAUCGGAAUACACACACUUGUGUAUAUAUGUACAUAGAAACAUACUGAAGGGAUUAUUAGUACAAUUUCUCCAAAGUACUGUACCUAUCUUCAGCAAGAAUGCAAAAGAAAAUAUUUUCAAUAUAUAUAUAUAUACACCUGGAACAGAUUUUAAUAAUCAGAGUAAUACCAUUAAUGGACAAAUUGACUGCAGUGUAAUACUAGCUGGUAUGUUUCAUAAAUGUCAAGUUGUGGACCAAUAAACAUAUAUAUAUAUAUAUAUAUAUAUAUAUAUAUAUAUACACACACACACACACACACACACACACACACAUAAAUAUAUGUGUAAAUAUAUAUAGCCUUUUAUUA
Molecule: messenger RNA, 1506 nt
Organism: Pipistrellus kuhlii (Kuhl's pipistrelle)
Lineage: Eukaryota; Metazoa; Chordata; Mammalia; Chiroptera; Vespertilionidae
Gene: PITPNB
Product: phosphatidylinositol transfer protein beta
Exons: 12
Coding region: 104-919 (271 amino acids)
Biological process (GO): phospholipid transport
Cellular component (GO): cytoplasm
Molecular function (GO): phosphatidylcholine intramembrane carrier activity; phosphatidylcholine binding; phosphatidylinositol transfer activity
Source: RefSeq, a predicted model, not a curated record